AUGGCUAUAGAAGUCAUCGCUCCGGCCCGAAGCAGCACGCUGGUCAAUCCCGGCUCUGUCAAAGAUCAAGUGAAACCGAAAAGGGUCCUCAAGCAACUUGUGCCCCAUACUCAGAUCUCAUCCGACUUUGAUGAGCUCAAAUUCAACGCUGCGGCAUCUCUCCAACUGCAAUGGCUGCAAGAAGCGCAAACAUUCAAUGCGUUGGCAACCGCAGACACCCGCCUCAUCGCUUCUCCAUACAAUGACGUCCCUCAUCUCCUGGAUUUAGAGACCCUCGACACCCAAAGUCGACUCUUAGCACUGGCAUUAUCAUUUUUCAGAUCCGUCCGUGACGACUAUGCUACCGGAGAGUACCUUGAAUCAUUCAAUUGGGACGAAAUCAUCGAUCUUGUCAAAGCAUUCGCGGACGCAGAAGGUCACUCGUGGACCACACAGUCUUUCUACGUGGUUUCCUUCCGGUCCAGGCUCCAACCAGGAGUCGAUCAAGAUCAUCUGCAUGCGCUGGACGCAUAUUCGCACCAGGAGGCCGUCGCCAGCGGAGGGCUGUUGAAGUAUUGGUUCGGCACGAAGAAUGAUGAGAGGCGAAAUCUGGCAACUUGCAUAUGGCGUAGCAGGGAGGAUGCCAGGCUCGGCGGCCAAGGGCCGUGGCAUGCGAAAGCACGAGCUGCAGCAAGGGACUUGUAUGAGUCGAUUGUUUUCUCGACGAUGAAAUUAGUUAUUGAAGACGGAGUCAAGUCUUGGCAUGUCAGCGAUUGGAGUUUGAAGGAUGAGCGUGCAUCAUAG
Messenger RNA from Penicillium canariense, 783 nucleotides. RefSeq lists its product as uncharacterized. The transcript is spliced from 2 exons. Bases 1 to 783 code for a protein of 260 amino acids. Lineage: Eukaryota; Fungi; Ascomycota; Eurotiomycetes; Eurotiales; Aspergillaceae. The record is from RefSeq and is a predicted model, not a curated record.